CGCCAGACGGUCAACGGUAGCACUACACGCGACGAUGCAGCACAACCAUUCCCGCACCGCUACCUCUAGAUCUGGUGCGACGGCGACCCCAGGCCCCUCCAGAGCCGCAUCAGGCGCCCGCACCGCGACCGCAACCACGUGCAUGCAAGCGUCGGAUGUGCUCAGGCUCCCGCUCGCGCACUUGCCCGCCCAUAUCAGCCCGACGCUCCGCAUCGAUUGGGAGAACAGGAAGCUCGCUGUCGAGUUCGACUUCAGCGGGCAGCAGAGCGAUGCCGGUACCGUGCAAUGCGUGCAGAGCCUCUGCGGGAUCUCCGACGGGGCCGCCCACAGCCUGCUCGCGAGCGCGAACAGGAGCCAGGCCUGCUGUGCCGUAGAAGGCUGUCUCCGGCCGCGUCCUUGCAAGAUCCAUGCGGCCCGGCCCGCUCGCGAGUCCGCGCCGUCCCCGCAGCCUGCAGGGCGAGUCGCGGCCCCCCGCAUCGCCCCCCCAAUCCCGCGCCGGAAGGCAGCACGUAUCGUAGAUGCGAACGGGCCCUCCGGCGGGGCGACGCUCGACGACACGAACACCCUGCGCGCGUCGAACGGCGACGACGCCUCCCCAGCGAAAACGCGCACGGCCGCCGCGACCUUCGAGCCCGUCAUGAAGGCCGAGCCGACAGAUAAGAUCCCCGGGCGGCGGCUCCACCCCCAGCGGCGGCAGUUCAAGAUCCGCAACGAGAACAGGCACACGCGCUGGUACCGCACCACGCACGCGAAACCGAUCGACGGGCCCCCGGGACACCUGCUGAAGCCGCCCCGCGGCGCGCUCUACGUCCACCAGUACAAGGUGCCGCACGUCGGCUGGCAGAUCUGGAUGUUCGUCAAGUACGACGCGGAGACAACGGCGAGGGACGGCGAGAGCAGGAGGGCGAGUGUGCAAGACGGUGCCGCUGAAGCGAGCGUGAAUGGGAGCAGGGACACCGACGGGGUGCAGGGCAGAGAGCGGGAGCGGGAGCGGGGGUACGGUGGGGAGUGGGUGCGCGUGUAUCCUGGACAGCCGCAUCCGGAGUUGGAGGGGUACGUGCUGCAUAUGUUGGAUGGGGGCGAACCUCGGUGGGUGAAGGCGUUGUCGGCGAGGCAAUAUGCGAGCACUAGGGCGAAGAGGGUGCAGGUUGUUGAUGCAGCAGAAUAAAAUACGCGUGGCGGCGCGCACAAGCACACGGACCGUAGAGUACACAUCAUAAGUCUACCUGUACUUCCUGUGGUCAGUCCUGUGCCACUGGUUGGCCUUUUAAUAUGUUCGACGAAUCAUACACACA
Molecule: messenger RNA, 1295 nt
Organism: Dichomitus squalens LYAD-421 SS1
Lineage: Eukaryota; Fungi; Basidiomycota; Agaricomycetes; Polyporales; Polyporaceae
Exons: 5
Coding region: 35-1168 (377 amino acids)
Source: RefSeq, a predicted model, not a curated record